Adineta ricciae is the source of this 1299-nucleotide messenger RNA. The record is from the annotation of a GenBank genome assembly. Lineage: Eukaryota; Metazoa; Rotifera; Eurotatoria; Adinetida; Adinetidae.
AUGCAGAAUAUUCAUGAAGAGAAUCUAUUAGCAAAGUAUAUUUAUAAUGACGAUCUGUAUAGUGAAACAGACGAACAUGGAAUUGAUAUUAUUACACUUCGUUAUACGCUUUUUCAAUGUCGUAAACAACUUCUCGUCGCAAUUCAAUCGUUAUUCGAUACCGAAUUUGCUUAUGGUAAAGUUCAACUACGGGAAGAUUUCGAUAAGCUGAAAAGUCAAUGUGACGCUUUGAAAAAUGACUAUGAUCUGUUAAAAGCUGACUUUGAUGAUCUAAUCGAUCAUUGCAAAAUUUUAGUUCGACAAACGAAUGAAAUCCUUGCUGAACGAAAUACUUAUUAUUCCGAAUGGGAAUAUGCGAAGAGUCUUCUUACUCCACGACCGGAUUGGGAUAAAUGUGUUCCUUUGGUGAUAAAUUGGUCGAAAUUAUCGACUGGAAAAACAAGUGAUGAAUUAGUUGAUGUGAUAAUCAAUGAAAUUACUCAUGGAAACACAGAUGGAUAUCUCGAUAAGAACUUUCAAGGACGAUUAAAUAUGCGUCGUAGGAUUACGGGUUUACUCAUCAAAGAAAUUUGGGAACAUCGAUUCGAAUCGAAAUCGAAUUUGAAAUUUACGGAUUAUGUAACUACUUAUUUGAGUAAAAGAUUCGAUAACCAAGAUAGAGCAAUGGAAAUAAGUACGAAUCUUCCAGAUACAUGUUCGCGUUAUCGAAAUAACUACGAAAUCAAUCUUUUCUGGAAAAUAUUAACUGGUCAAAUGGAGGAAAACAUCUAUCAUCAUGAAAUGAAGGAAUUUGCUCGUAUCUUUCAAUCUUUCGUCAAAAUGUCUUCAAAACCGUUGUGGACAAUCCUAUGGUCGAGUUUAUCGAAUGUUCUUCGAGAACUCUAUCCCGAAUGGUCGACAGAACGUAUCUCAUCGCUUAUUCAAGCAGCGCAGCUAGAUACUCAUCAAGCAUCGAAAGAUGAAAAUGAUUUCCAGUUUAUGUUUUUGUUCAUGGAAGAUGACGAAGGUCAUAUCGGGAAUUUUCUUUCGACCAUUCGUCAAUUCUCAUAUCUGGAUAAAAUGGCCUACGUGGACAAAAUCAAAGACUUACUAAUUGGCCAUCCAUUAGUAUCGAUGAAUCAAUUCAAACAAGUUGUGCAAAUGGUCGAUCCACAUAUAUCGAAAGAGGAACUUCAACGAUAUGUUAGUUGGGUAUUCAAUUCGAAGAAAAUGGUGUUUGAUGAUAACAAAGAAAUCAAAUCACGUGACUUCGAAGAAAUUCUUCUUCGAUUAGAAUGCUGUUCAUGUUUUAUGCAUUGA